AUGGGAUGCAUAGAAACUAGAGUAAAGGAGCAUAAAGCAAAGAAAAUCCAAAAAAAUAUAGCUACAGGAUGGAAUGGGUGUUGUAAUUACUCAUAUGCUGUAAAUGGGGGAAUCUGGUUACUUUGGAGAAGUCCUGUUCAAGUGAUAGUGAGUCACAUGACUGAUCAAUUCAUCCACUGUAGUAUUAAAGAUCAUAGAACUUAUUUUUUGGCCCAGCUUAGUGUCAUUUAUGCUCAAAAUGAUGGACACAAGAGGGAGAGUUUAUGGAGGGACCUCAGGCAGAUUAAAAUUGCAAGUCAGCAGACAUGGUUGCUGAGCAGUGACUUUAAUAAUGUUCUAUCCUCUGAAGAUAGAAUAAGAUCUCCUGUAACUGUUGCUGAAGUACAGGGAUUUAAAGGGAUGAGUGAUGAUUUGCAACUCACCCCACUGAGGGAUAAGGGGUGGCAUUAUACUUGGACAAAUAAACAAGGAACUGGGAAUAGAGUCCAGAAAUUACUACAUCCUAAACCAUUUAGACUAUACACAAAUGUUAUGGACCAUCCACAGUUUCAGACUGUAAUUCAGCAGGUAUGGGAUGAGGAGCAUGAAGGAGCACCUAUGCAGCAGAUUUGGUGCAAAUUGAAGAAUCUAAAAAAGCAACUUAAGGGGAUAAAUGCUUAUAUGGCUUCAUACAAGCAAAAACUUGAGCAGGCAAGAGAGAAAUUAGAUAUUAUGCAAAGUCAAAUGAGGCAGAAUACUUUGGCACAGUCCCUUAUAAAUGAAGAGAAAGAAGUGUUAGGUGAAAAAGAAAAAUGGAGCACUGUGGAGGAGCAAGUUCUGACGCAAAAAUCAAAGGCAUGCUGGAUUGAGUGUGGUGAUGCAAAUACAAAAUAUUUUCAUGCACAAUGGAAGAUAAGAGCCAGCCAAAACAGUAUAACUACCAUUUAUACAGAUACAGGUGUGAAGCUAACAGAAGCCAGACUUGUUGAAAAGGAAUUCAUAACUGUAUUUCAAUCCUUAAUGGGAGAGUGUGCUGGUGAAUUACCUCGUGCAAAUACAAUUGUAAUAAAGGAAGGACCAUGCUUAACUGUGGAUCAGCAAAGAACAUUGAUUCAAAUGGUGACAAUGGAGGAGAUCACUGAAGCAGUUGAGGAUAUGCCUAAAGACAAAGCACAGGGGUUGAUAGAUUUUCUGUGGAGUUCUUUACAAGGAACUGGGAGAUAG
Molecule: messenger RNA, 1203 nt
Organism: Nicotiana attenuata
Lineage: Eukaryota; Viridiplantae; Streptophyta; Magnoliopsida; Solanales; Solanaceae
Exons: 2
Coding region: 1-1203 (400 amino acids)
Source: RefSeq, a predicted model, not a curated record